Messenger RNA from Rosa rugosa (rugosa rose), 1303 nucleotides. RefSeq lists its product as uncharacterized. NCBI's taxonomy places the organism in Eukaryota, Viridiplantae, Streptophyta, Magnoliopsida, Rosales, Rosaceae. The record is from RefSeq and is a predicted model, not a curated record. The transcript has 10 exons. The coding region runs from base 821 to 1192 and encodes 123 amino acids.
UCUCUCUCGUUUCUCUCAUUUUCCAUCUCCUCUCGUCGAAGAACCAAAUUGUGGAUCUCAGAUUCUUUAGCUCUGAGCCAAAAAAAUUCACUCACCACGAAUGGGGAUUUGAGGAGGAGUUGUUGGAGAAGGAGGUGACGAAGGCGGCGGAGUCGCUGUCGUCUCGCACACUUAACCCCACGAACCCAACACACCCAUUUCUCCAGAACGCACUCAACUCCUCCGUCGUCGAUUCCAAGACCAGUGUGUCGUUUCUGUAGGUCCUGGCAAGGACUCGGCGAUUUCUGGGAUUUGGGUUGAUCCCUCUCUUAUGGCAGUCCCUCAUUCUUAAGGAAAAGGAUGUUCAGUGCUCCAAAAAGAAAAGAUAUAUCCAUGACCCAACAGUAAUAUAUGAGAUAUCAGCAAAACAAGGAAAUACAGUCCUAAUUCCUGAACCAUGUCCUUCCAGCUUCACAAUUGACAAGAACAAGUGCAUGCCACUUUCAAUGGAGACCCAGAGGAAUAAUAAGGUGGGGUAUUUACUGAUCGAACACCUGUUCAUGGACAAUCAGCAUAUCCCUCUGGUUCUCCAUCAAAAGCCGUAUGCAUUUCUCCUUAUCAGAGACUCUCUGCUAAUGUUCCUGUUCAACUUCAUGAGAGGUUUCAAGGUGAGAGUAUCACUAGGUCCUCAGUUAUAGAGAAACCUGGAGACCAUGGAGAAGCACACUUAGUAGCUCUGGGUGAAACUAGAAUUUCGUAAACCAUUUCUAAUAUUAAGUUAUGCUGGAGGUUGAAUAAUCUGAUAGCGGCAGGGGACAUUUAGCAUUGGAAAUAUUUGCCAAUGAUAACGUUUGAGAGCAAAAUUUGGGAAUAUCUAGGUCGAAAAUGCAUCAGCCAUGAAGACCGUCGAUUGAGUUUUGAUUGGGAUUCUGGAAGCACACACGUCUAUCAUUGUUACGUCAACGUGGAUGGGAGUUACAGAUUCAAGCCAGCCAGAACUGUUGAUUUUGGCACCUGUGAUCAAUUAGUUCCAGAGGCAUAUCCAGAUAAGGAUGAGGAGACAAAUGGCUACUUGGCACAAUUUUCGUCAACUGGUUUUACUGAUAUGGGGAACACAACUGAUGAAGGUUCUUAUUUUGGCAAGGACAAAUCAUUGGAGCUCAAUCUAUUCAAGGUUGAUAGAUCAUACCUAAUGAGAAAAUUAGCAUUGUAGUAACGUUACUUUUUUAAUUUCAUUUUGCAGUUGAUUCUCCUUAGAUCGGAUCUUAAUUUGUAUACAUAUUGUAUUAGUGUAUUUUGGUGACUAAAUUCAUUUUGGCACUUU